Messenger RNA from Caenorhabditis angaria, 1215 nucleotides. The record is from the annotation of a GenBank genome assembly. NCBI's taxonomy places the organism in Eukaryota, Metazoa, Nematoda, Chromadorea, Rhabditida, Rhabditidae.
AUGAAUUCAGACUUGCCAGAAAUCACCCAAAAUGAGAACGAAUAUGUAAGUUGUGAUAAAUAAAGAAUUUCUUUUCAAGAAUUCCAAACAUUUUCCAGCCCUAUUCAAUAUCUUGGUUCGAUAUCCCCGAAGUUGCACGAGAAGUAGUUAUCAAUAAAAUGGAUCCGAUGACAGUUUUUCGCUUCAAACAAUGCUCAAAAUUGUGCGCCACAGAAGGGAAAAGAUCGAAAAAUGCGAUGCACAAAAUCCAAUUGAACUACACCGAAAAAGGCACUCAUAUUUGUUUUCAUUUGACAAAUGAGUAUCCAAGAUGUCCGCAUUUUCGAUAUACUUUUGUUGAGAGCAAAACGAAAAACAAAAAAUGGGCAAAUACAACUGUUUGUCAGGAAAAGAUUGAAUAUGAGGAAUGGGAACAACGUGAUCAUGAGGAUUUUAUGAACGAAUUUGACGAAGAUGAUGAUGAUUACGGGGGCGAACAUCAAUAUAUCAAUAAAUUGAGCGAAGAACAAUGGAGAGUUAUGGAAAAUGGGGAAAUUGAUGGAGUUGUUGUGAAAUAUUUGGAGAAGUUUCUCGAGGAAUAUAAAUAUUCUCUCAAAUCAUUUGUUCAUGAUGUAAGAUUUUUUAAAGCCAAAAAACCACGUGGAACUUUGAAAAUUCAAAUAUUUUGCAGGCAAUCGGUACCAAAAUUGGAAACUUGGACAUGAAACAUUUGAAAAAUCUCGAAGACACCAUGGAAUUCGAGGGUUUCGAUGUUAUGAAGAACAAUCUAUUGACCAUCAAUCAAAUUGCAAAAUGCACUGAAAAAGUCUGGCUGCGAAGAACCGAUUUGACAUUUGAUGAAUUGAUUCAACUCAAAGCAAAGGAUAUUUUUGUUGGAGCAAAAGAUUUGACAAAUGAACAAGUCAAAAGAUAUUUGAAGAUGUGGGAAAAUGGAGAGAUUGAUGAGAAUAUUAGAAAUCUUCAUAUUGAACCGAAAGAAUUUGAAACUUUGGAUGAAGAAUAUUAUACAAAUGGAUUAUUGACAGUGUUUGAAAGCGAAGAAGACGAAGAACCAGCAUAUAAAAGACAAAGGUGAGUUUUUUUGGGCAGAUUUUGAAUCAGAGCAUCUCAAAUGAGUUGGUCGAUUUUUCUGAUUUCAUACGGUUUUUAAAAAUUACUGGGCAAAUUUUCAGAUCGUCUUUCAUUGCAUUCAAAUUUAUGGCACUAGGACAAUAG